AUGGGGGAAUAUGAGGCACAUAAAAGCAGCUGGGUGAAACAGUUUGUAGACGAAUCACUAGGGACUCGUCUUUGGUUUUCCCAAGCUAAUAAAAUGGAAGAAAAGCCUCUUGUGAUAGCUAAGGAAGUGAAAAGAACAGAAGAGGAAAAGAGGAUAACUCAAGAGAAGAGAGCUAUUCCUGAAACUAAAAAGAAAGAAAAAGAAGAAGAAGAAAAGAAAUCCCCUGAGACGACUGUCCCUGAAAUAAAAAAAGCAGAGCCAGCAAAAGAAAAGCCUUCAUUUUCACCUUUAAAGAAAGAAGGUGAGAAAGAACCUGUCGUGUCCAAAGAACCUAAAAAGCCAGCAAAAGCUCCCACAGCCAAGCCAGCCACUAUAAAAGCAGCAGCACCAGUUUCCAAGACAGCAGCAGCAGCUAAAACAGCAGAAGAAUCACCCAAGAAAGAAAAGCUGGUGGAAACUGCCAAACCAUCGAAGAAGGAAAUACCUGUAGUACCUCUAAAAGUACCUGUAUCUGCGGAAAGUCAUAAGGGAAAACAAACCGGACAAGCCAAAGAGGAAGUUGUUGCGGUUUCAGCUAAGAAAGCAGUACCUGUAAAGAAGGAAGAAAAAACAGUGAAGGCAAUGGAGCAAGAUAAACCAAAACCGAAAGAAACAAAACCUGUAAAAGAGAAAGAAGUGAAACCUCCAGCUGCAACAAAGGAUAAAGAGCAUGUCAAAGAAAAGGAAGUAAAGCAUCCUGCAGCUUUAAAAGAGCAUGUAAAACAAAAAGCUGUGAAGACGCCAGAAGUUCCAAAGGACAAAGAGCCUGUUAAAAGAAAAGAAGUGAAGCCUCCAGCAGCCUUAAAGGAAAAGGAGCCUACAAAAGAAAAAGAAGUGAAGCCUUCAGUUCUUGUCAAAGAAAGAGGGGCCACAAGAAAACAAGCCAUGAAGAUUCCAGUUGUUGUCAAAGAAAAAGAACCUGAAAUCAAAAAAGAAGAAAAGCCAGCAAAGCCAGAACCUGAAGUCAAAAAAGAAGAAAAGCCAGCAAAACCAGUGAUUUUAGAAGCCAAAAAGGUGAAAGAUGCUAAAGUAGUCCUUCAUCCUGAUGCUGAAGGCAAAAAAGUUGAGGCCAAACUACCAAUGACAGUAGUGAAACCUCGUGAACACAAGCAUGAAUCUAUUAAACAAGAAAAAGCUGUUUCCCAUGCCAAACCAGAGGAAAAAAUCAAACAAGAAAAGACAGUUCCCACUGAAAAAUCAGUCAAGUCAAAGCCAGCAAAGCACGAAGCUGUCAGACAAGAAAAAGAAGUUCCACAAACAAAAUCAGCCAGAUCAAAAGUAACUGCAAAACCAGCAUCUGAAAUGACAGUAGCAGCCAAGAAAAAAACAGAAAAGGCUGCAAAGGAAAGAGAAGAAAAAACAGAGAAGAAACAUCCCAAAGAGGGAAAAGCCAAAGCAAUGCCAACAGUAAAAGAAAUUUUAAGACAGCACAACCUGACAACAGAGAAGAUUUCUAAAGCUGCAAAAACAGCAAAAGAAUAUGCAGAAAUAAUUUCCAUUAAAAAAGACAAAGCUCCAGUCCGCUUCUUCCAAUGUGUUUUCCUAGAUGGAUACAAUGGAUAUGGAUUACAAUUCCCCAUUACUCCAGCUCCCGGCCAUGAAAAGAGUCCUGGUCAUGCAAAGACUUCAGGGCGGAAGUCAAAGACACCAGGACAGUAGAGAGACAUGUGACCUGUGUAUUUUUGAGACUUUGCACUUUAUCCCUUCUACUGAGGUCCACAGUAACUACAGUGGUACUUGGUACUGUAGAAAUGCGAUCCAGCAGAUCUCAGGCACCUGGAAACGUUUUUUACUCUCUGGUGCUGAGGGAAAAGCGGUGGUGGAUGAACACUAUUCAUCCAAACAAUACUAAUACUGUUCUUGAAGAAAGGCUGUGGUGUUGAAAUAGUGUUUGUCAGAUUGUGCAGUUUGUUUGUGCAUGUGCAUUUUCCUGCCUCUUCUGCUCUUCUUAUUUUUCCCCUAUCUGUUCUGAAUUCAAGUACAUCUAUUUUCCAUGUAGUAAUUUUUAAAGAGCAAAAAAUAUAAAUGCAAGGCUUAUUUCAGUAAGAUUUUUUGCAAGAUUACCUGGAAUCCUAAAUCAUAUCCUGUCAAUGUUCAAUCAGAUCUCUGACAUGGAAAAAGCCGCAGUAAAUCUGAAAAAUGUGCUCCAUGACUUGUGCUAUUUUUAUGUAUAAUUGACCAGUUAAGAAUGAAGCUCACAUCUUACCUUUAAGCUGCUCAGUAUACCAUAGUAAGGUUCACUAUCCAAACUGGUAAUGAUCAGUAUUUACAUUUAAGUUGAAGGCAAGCAAUAAAAACUUGCUAUAUUUUUCCCUUAUGUAUAUGUAAAAUCAUAACACCUCACUUUCCCUCUCAUUUUGAGAUCUGGGGAAAUGAGCCAAGGUGGUGCUGGCAAAGGAGAGGUGAAGCAAGGAGGUAAACUGUGAAGAUCUCAUGAGUGGGAAGGAAAUUUUUACUUCCUCUGUCUCUUCUUGGACAAAGUCAUUAUCAGUUCAGCACAGACUGCAGAUAGAUCAUGCUGGCCAAUCAUUUGUUAGAAAAAGUCAGACAGGAAGCUAUAUUAUCAGACACUACUUGUGAAACAAAAUCAAAUUUUCAAGUAAAAAUGCCAACAUGAUAUAAUCUUGGAGUAAUCAGCAAAAACAGGACACGUGCAAGAAAUCUUGAUGGUUAAUUUUACUAGAUGAGCUGGAAAGCCUUAUAAGUUAAUAGCUGGGCCUCCGUCAAAGUGCACUGUAUUGUCAGUUACUUUUAGGAUGCGUGCUGCAAGUAAACAUGCCAGUCCUCAACCAUCUUGUUUAUUUCUUCCGAUAGUGUGGAUUAUCUGUUAAAGAAAGGGGAUGCGCUGGUACUUGACCUAUGUGAAGGUGUCUGAUUGUAAAUCAGUGUUGUGAUUGUCUGUACAUGUCUAGCAAUGUAAAUAAUAAUGCAUUUUUGCAAGCUGCUAUUUUUCUUCCUUACUAUAUUUAUGAAUUUAAUCUGUGAAACAUGCAGCUGUGAUCCCAGUUUCAUAGUUACCAUCUGAAAUACCAUGAAUUUUAACAUGGUAACUCAUGAAAUAGAUCUGCUCACACCUGUAACUCAUAUAUAGCUCUUUUUUUUUUUUUUCAGUAUAGUGCAAGAUAACAUCACCAUAAUACCGAUGCUUAUCUCUAUAGGAAGAUUGACUUACAUGGGUUUCAGAUAACUAUGUCCCAGAAGGACUCAGGCAAUUUAUAAUGGGAUGUGGAGUUUUUUACCUCUAGGUCACUGGGUCAGAUUGGUAAUGGCUGAAAGUUGUUACUUUCUGAUUGAUGUUCAGUGGCCUAUGUGAAAUGAAUUCUUGGUCUCAGCACACUCUGUGUUAUGCAGGUACCUGCCUCUCAAAAUCUACCAUCCCACUAGAUGUCCUUGACAGCCGUUUAGAAACUCAACUCCCAUCUUGUGUCUAGGGGUUGUUCUUCCCAGUCAGGAAGGGGUCACAUUGGGGAUGUGGGUGCAGAGUGCUCUGACUCUGCAGUAACCAGAGCUGUAAGCCUGGAACCUUCCACUAUGAACAGCCAAUUCCCAUGAUUUUUUUCAGCAGGCCUUCCCCCCCCCCCUCGCCCCCCCCCCCCCCCAGGUCUCCAUCCCCUCAGUAUACCUUUUGUGUCUCACCACAAAUUGUGUGUAUUUCAGUGUGUCGUUACACAGGUUGCUGUCCUAUGAUUUUCCUACUAAGGCUGUCUUAAUGAAGGGAUUAUAACUUUCAGAAGGUCAGCUCAUUUAAUUCAUAGCUUUAGCCAAUUCAAAUGAUAAGCAUGACAUUUUAAUUUUUUAUAUAGUCACAAGCUGUUGGGUUUUUUAGCUUUUUUUGACACUUAAUUUCCCUUUUUGCUCAUGAUGACUUGGCUGUUUCUCCCAUUGUGAUUUAAUUUGGGAAAGUACAAGAAUGUUUUUUAAGAGCCUGUUCCUCUAGCACAGUGGUUCAUAGAAUCAUAGAAUCAUAGAAUAUCAGGGUUGGAAGGGACCCCAGAAGGUC
This is a messenger RNA of Chelonia mydas (Green sea turtle), 4039 nucleotides long. Its product is annotated as triadin-like. The record is from RefSeq and is a predicted model, not a curated record. The transcript is spliced from 37 exons. NCBI's taxonomy places the organism in Eukaryota, Metazoa, Chordata, Testudines, Cheloniidae. Bases 1 to 1698 code for a protein of 565 amino acids.